Leptopilina heterotoma is the source of this 2387-nucleotide messenger RNA. RefSeq names its product neutral and basic amino acid transport protein rBAT (gene CD98hc). Gene Ontology annotation, biological process: carbohydrate metabolic process; amino acid transport. Lineage: Eukaryota; Metazoa; Arthropoda; Insecta; Hymenoptera; Figitidae. The transcript is spliced from 10 exons. The record is from RefSeq and is a predicted model, not a curated record. Bases 151 to 2064 code for a protein of 637 amino acids.
AUAGCGUCGAAAACCGCAGGUGUUCCGCUGGCACAGUGUCUUUUUUCUUGUCUUGCUGAACGAAAGUGGGGAAUAAUAGUUAUAGUGGAAUAACUAGUUUCGGACAUUACGUAAGUCUAAGAAAAUAACGCCCUUGAAGGCAUAUCGACAAUGGACAAGAGUGGGAGACUUGAGGAUAGCAAUGAGGUGAAUGGCACCAAGGAGUCAGUUGUGCAGGCCACGUACAAGAAGUUGCCCGACGAAGAUACAAACUGGCAACAAAAACAACAACAACAGGAGUCGAAGGAAGAGCGGGAAAAGGAGGAUCAAGUCCCGGAAUCUGACACAAUGGUUAAACAAAACGGCACCGAGCCCGAAGUCGACGACGAGGCUAAUGAACGAAUGCUUCAGGAUAAUGUGAAACUGUCACCGAAAAAGGACAACAUCGAGGUGAAAUACGUCUCGGAGAAUGGAGACGCGAAAAUUGAUCUUGGAACUGUUAAGGAAGUACUGUCGGGAAUGGGAAAAGAGGAAUUGAUGAAAUUUGCGAACGAUCCAUUUUGGAUUCGAUUGCGAUGGUUUUUGUUUAUUGCAUUCUGGGUGCUUUGGGCGGCAAUGUUGGCGGGCGCUGUUGCAAUUGUUGUCAUUGCGCCGAAAUGCAAUUCACCAGAGCCAAGAAAAUGGUGGCAGGAGAGUCCAAUUAUUCAUCUCGAUGAAUUCGAUACUUCAACGCAUAAAUUAAAAGACAUGAAAGAUUUACUCUAUCCUCUGGAGCAGCUCAAUGUCAAAACAAUUUCCCUCGCGUCGAUUCUCGAGACCGAUGCAAAUGGUCAGACGAUAAGCUUCCGCAGCAUUCGAAGUAAUUUAGGAACAAUUGACGAUUUGAAAUCGUUCAUUGAAGCUGCGGAAUCAAAAGGAAAACAUGUGAUUCUUGAACUUGACCCAAAUCAUUCGUCGUUGGAGCACAAGUGGUUCAAGGAGUCUGUCGCUAGAAAUGGAAAUUAUAACGAUUAUUAUAUUUGGGCGAGUCCAAAGAGUGAAAAUGUUGGCAGAAGUCCUCCAAAUAAUUGGUUGAGCGUCUACGGCGAUUCUGCGUGGGAAUGGAACGAGCAGAGGAAACAGUAUUAUCUCCAUCAAUUUGGCAAAACUCAACCUGAACUCAAUUUUCAUAAUCCUGCUGUCGUCAAAGAAUUCGAGGAAAUUCUCAAGUACUGGUUAGAUUUGGGCUUCAGUGGAUUCAGACUCGAAAACGCACAAUUCCUAACCGAGGAUCCAAAUCUUUUGGAUGAGGAGAGUCUGAGAGGAACUCCUGGAGCCUAUGACUCCUUAAAUCAUAUCAGAACUCGGGAGCGCAUCGAAAACGGACAAGUUUUACGUCAGUGGCGCAAUGUCGUUCUAAAUGUCACAAACGGCCAGGGUUUGUUUACUCUUCGUGACGACAUUAGUCCCGACGUUUUGCAAGUCUUCAAUGAUCACGUAACAAGCGGAGUGCUAAUAGAUUUGCCGCAAAGUUCACAAUUUUUAACGACAGCCACUGUCGAUUUAUCAGCGACAACACUGGACGGAAAUAUCACGAAUAUUCUUCGAAGGUCCGAGUGGCCAGCUUGGGACAUUAAUGGAAGAUAUCAGCCAUUGAGGUCACGAGUUCCAGAACCUGUUGCCGAAAGUAUAACGCUGAUGGUUCUACUUUUGCCAGGAACUCCAGUUUUUAAAUACAAGGACGUAAUCUCAAUCCGUGAUGCUUUUGACGAAGUGUCCAAAAAACGAGAAACAGACGGUUUCAAGUACGGCGAGACAAAAACCUACGUCAUGAAUAAUACGCAAAUUUUUGCUUACACGAGGCACUGGUUAAAGAGCGGAAGUCCUGGUUAUUUAGUGGCCUACAAUAGUGAAAAUCAAAUAAGAUUAGUCGACUUUUCGUCCAUUUCUGAUAUUGGAAAUGAAGUCAAAGUGAUCGCUCGAAGUCCAAAUUCCUCGGGAGGCGGAAUCGACACAACAAUCACAAAACUGAACGCAAAUGCAGUUCCCAUGGCUCCAAAGAGUACAAUAGUCGUGAGUUUUGUUUCUCCAGAAGCAACGGCCUAAGUCUGAGAGAUUAAAUACACAAAAAAAAACACACACAAAGAGACAGGAUAUUUAAGAAAAAAAAGAGACAAUAAAAACGAAAACUCAUAUAAAACCAAAAAAAAAAAAAUCUAGAUUUAAUCGUGUUUUAAGAAAACGCAUGUAAGCUAUUUAUUGCAUUUAUCUUUUUUACUCAAUGAUCUUAUUUUGAUAUUAUCUGCGAAUCAAUUUUUUUUAUUCACAAAUUUCAGCAGACUGUGAAUAUUAAUUGUAAAUUAAAAUAUUAAUCUCGUCUUCUCGUUAUAUAAAAGUGUUGAAAGUAUUAAAGGGCAUUAUAAAUUACA